GUCCGCAAACGUAAAUAAGUCCGCAAAUGUAAUUUCUUGCCUUAAAUUUUUUCUUCAAAAUUUUUCUUUCAACUAUAAAAAUGAACAAAACAUCCCGCGAGAAAUUUGCAGAAAGUCCGCAAAAAGUGUCCGCAAAAGUGAGUACCUCUUUUCAAUUCUUAAAAAUUUUUUAAAAAAAUUUUUCUUUUAAUUUUUAAGGUGUAGUAACAAAUCAACAACUUUAAUGCCAAAAAUAAAAUUUUUAAGUUUAAUUUGUUUGGCAGCUUCUUUUUGUUUUUUAAUAUAUUAUAUUUAUUCGACUAAUUUUAAUGAUGAAUUACAAAUUUUGAGAAAUCAAUUUGAAUUAAAAAAUCAACAAAUUUUAAUUUUAAAAAAUGAAAUUAAUGGUUUGGAUUUUUCUAAAAUUAAUUUUUUAUAUAAAUUUUUAGAUGCUCAAUCCCAAUUAAAUAAUUUGAGGAAUUCAGAAAUUGAAUGUAAAUCACAAAAUGAGGUUCUCUUGGGACAACUUAAAGCUGCUGAAACAAAAAAUGACCAACAAGACAAGGCUGUCAAACAAGUCCGUAUCCAACCAGCAAAGAAUAAUAAACAUCCAGCAAUUAAUGCAAUCAAAGAAUUGGAUUUACAACAUUCGGAUUAUCCCAGACUUACAUUAGAAGGAAAUUUUGUUCCAAUUAAUUUGUGGAUGCAUUUUGAUUUUAAAGGAGCGCCUCCAAAACCUUCAUAUUUUAUUUCUUUAUUACCUCUUUUACAAAAUAUGGGGUUUAAUGGAUUACUUAUUGAAUGGGAAGAUAUGUUCCCUUAUAAAGGAAGACUUGCCAAUGCAAUUAAUGGUGAUGCUUAUACAAUGGAUGAGGUAGAGAAAAUGCUUGCUGCAGCAAAAGAAUAUAAAUUUGAAAUAGUCCCUUUAGUGCAAACUUUUGGACAUUUGGAAUGGAUACUUAAAUUAAAUGAAUUUAAACAUUUGAGGGAUGAUCCUUUGUUAUUUGUAUUGGUUCGGAAGAAUCAUGGCAAAUUAUAAUG
Meloidogyne enterolobii is the source of this 1020-nucleotide messenger RNA. The record is from the annotation of a GenBank genome assembly. Lineage: Eukaryota; Metazoa; Nematoda; Chromadorea; Rhabditida; Meloidogynidae.